Nicotiana attenuata is the source of this 1980-nucleotide messenger RNA. Its product is annotated as BTB/POZ domain-containing protein At5g60050. Bases 343 to 1851 code for a protein of 502 amino acids. NCBI's taxonomy places the organism in Eukaryota, Viridiplantae, Streptophyta, Magnoliopsida, Solanales, Solanaceae. The transcript has 2 exons. The record is from RefSeq and is a predicted model, not a curated record. Gene Ontology annotation, molecular function: protein binding.
UUAUAUUCAUCCCAAAAAUAAUUAACUACUUUUACACUGUCACUUUCCUAUACACUCUGUCACACUACCAACUUCAGAUCCAACACCCCUCUCUUCCCCCUUUCCCAAAAUCCGCCAUUGCAGCUCUCUAUCUUCAACUUCUUCCUCUUCCUUUAAUUCUCUCAAAAUAACUCUCACACUCACAAAAAUUGUAAAGCCAACAACAAUAACAACUCGUCUCAAUCUCAAACAAGUUGGGGUGGGCUAUAUCAAUAUUGGCUUCUUCAUUACUUCUCCAUUUAAGCUCAAAAUCACAAAACUGUAAAACCCCAUUAAAAAAAGCUCAAAAUUUAGCUCCUUCAAAUGGCUGCUUCCCCUAAUAACAGUACCACCAACAAAUCCAAGAACCAAUUAGUCUCCACUAUGAUUAAACAAGGCUUCAUUUCCAACCCCUAUAUCUCUCCUUCUCCUUCACCUUCCCCGCCGCGUGUAUUCAGCCCAACUUCCCCUACCCAAAUUACGACCCGACCCAGCAACCCAAGCCCGACCCUUUUCGAAAUGAUGUCGGAGGAACAGACCCGGGAGUCCAAACACUCGCUUUUUGAAUCGCGUCACAAGGCACACGAGAGAGUUUCUAAGGUUUUGGCUGAUGCACCGUUCCCACGUGUGGGUGACGUCAGGCUGACGAUAGCGGCGCGUGAUGGGUUUAAGGUUUCAAUGGAUGUCCACCGGCGCGUGCUUAUAGGACGGAGUAGGUUUUUUGCUGAGAAGCUUAAGAGUAACGGGUCACAUUCGGUGGAGAUUCUUGAUUGUGAUGACGUGGAGGUUUAUGUGGAGACUUUAGUGCUUAUGUAUUGUGAGGAUUUGAAGAAGAAAUUGAUUGGCGAGGAUGUUUCUAAGGUCCUCGGAUUGCUUAAGAUAUCUUCAGCAAUUAUGUUUGAUGAUGGAGUAUUGGCUUGUUUGGAGUAUCUGGAGGCUGUUCCGUGGACCAUACAAGAAGAGGAAAAAGUAGUAUCUCAUCUCAGUCAACUUCAGCUUCCCGAUUCAGCAGCUGAUAUACUUCAAAGAGUGGUCGCUGAACCAUCAACAUCUUCAAGUUCUGAUGACAUUCUCCAGAGAUUACUCACUGGCGUUUUACAUGCCAAGGAUGAUAAAGCCCGCAAAGAGAUGAAAACAGUGAUAUCUCGUUUGCUAAGAGAAAACGCUAGCAAUAGUAGCAGUCGUGAAAGUAACCUUGAUAUCUCCAGGGAUAGUCUGUAUCAUCUUUGUCACAGAUGUCUCACUUCUCUAAUACUUUGCUUGUCUGAAGCUACAUCUGCGGAUGAUAACAGACAGGAUCGAGGGGUUCUAAUGGGUGAGAUAGCUCGAGAAGCAGACAAUCUGCAGUGGCUAGUUGAUAUCCUAAUUGAUAGGAAAAUGGGAGAUGAGUUUGUAAACCUAUGGGCAGAACAAAAAGAACUCUCUGUUCUCCAUUCCAAGAUUCCCACCAUGUAUCGCCACGAGAUCAGCAAGAUCACUGCACAACUUUGUGUUGCAAUUGGUAGGGGAAAUUUAUUAGUGCCUAAAGAGGUUAGAUAUUCUCUGUUAUCGACAUGGCUGGAAAGUUUAUAUGAAGAUUUCGGGUGGAUGAAGAGGGCUGGUAGAUCAAUUGACAAGAAGUUAGUUGAGGAAGGACUUGGCCAGACUAUUCUAACACUACCACUGGCUCAGCAACAAACCAUACUACUUAAAUGGUUCGAUCGAUUUCUUAAUAAAGGGGAUGACUGUCCCAAUAUUCAGAGAGCUUUUGAAAUUUGGUGGAGAAGGUCAUUUGUUAAGCAAUACACAGUUGACUCUCAGUUACAAUUAGCUCUCUGUGAUUAUACAGAUUGACUAGACACUGUACAAUAUCAAUCUUUGUUUGCUAUGUGCUCCUAUACACCAAUGUAUAUAUGAAAUGCCAUUCUUUCCAACAAUUGUGUAGUUCUUUCAGAUGUAAAUUUUGAUUUUUGGCUUGUUUGA